Neogale vison (American mink) is the source of this 1421-nucleotide messenger RNA. RefSeq names its product MYC target 1 (gene MYCT1). Gene Ontology annotation, cellular component: nucleoplasm. NCBI's taxonomy places the organism in Eukaryota, Metazoa, Chordata, Mammalia, Carnivora, Mustelidae. The record is from RefSeq and is a predicted model, not a curated record.
AUGCAAACACAAGUAUAUGAGGGGUUGUGUGAAAAUUAUUUUUCUCUUGCUGAACCACAAAGACAUAGAAUCAAAGUGCUUCUUUUGGACAUACUGACUUUUUUUCUUUCUUUUUUUCUUCUGUCUCUUCUAUUUCUUGUGGAUAUUAUGGCUAAUAACACAACAAGUUUAGGGAGUCCAUGGCCAGAAAACUUUUGGGAGGAUGUCCUGACGUCCUUCACAGUGUCCAUUGCAAUUGUGCUCGUCAUCGCAGGGUUCAUCUGGGCUCUGUUUGUCUGUCUGUCCCGAAGAAGAGCCAGCGCCCCCAUCUCGCAGUGGAGCUCCAGCCGGCGAUCGAGGACUUCGUACCACCACGGCCUCAGCAGAACUGGAUUUUACCGCCACAGCGGCUGCGAGCGGCGGAGUAACCUCAGCCUGGCCAGCCUCACCUUCCAGCGACAAGCUUCCCUGGAGCAAGCAAAUUCCUUCCCCAGAAAAUCAAGCUUCCGGGCUUCCACUUUCCACCCCUUUCUGCAGAGUCCCCCACUUCCAGUGGAAACGGACAGUCAGCUGAUGACGCUGCCCGCCCGCCCCACGGUGCCCGCCGUCAGCGCUUCGCACAGUCUGGGCCGCCCUGAUUUCCACUGGUCCAGCCACAGCCUUCGCAUGGGCUUUUCCACACCGCCGCCGCCUGCCUAUGAGUCGAUUAUAAAGGCGUUCCCCGAUUCCUGAGGACCGGGCUUUUGUCUGUUUCUUCCUUUACUUGUCUUUUACGGACACAAAGUUGCAACCAGGCUAAACGGAAUUUUGAGGGCGUGGCCCAAACAGCGAAGGAGUCGCCGAGCUGAGUCCAUGCUUCCUAAGUUGGACAUUACAAUGUAAAUCAUAGUUUCUUUGAAUACGUGUUUUCCUUCCUCGUGACUCACAAAAUAGUGAUAUUUUCCAAAUAGUUAUCUAUUUAUGUAUUUUGUACUCAACGUGAAGGUUAUUCAAGACAGUGAUUCUUACCUAAGACUCAGCUGUGAUACCGAAUAUACAUGUGUGUGUAUACACACAUAUAUAUAUUUUAGACUAAAAUAAUUAAAACUUCAGAUAUUUGUGGUUUACAAUCCUCAUUCACUGUCCGAUGUGACUAUAAAGGGAAAAAAGUCACUAUGUCACUUUUUAAAAAUAAACCUAUCCUAAGGAAUUCUAAUUUUACUGUCUUUAGAAUGACAUGAAUCAUCUGACAAACCUGGAUUUUUAAUGGAUUAUAUGAGCAUAAAAAUGACAAAACAGAGAUUUUAAGGUUCCUUCAUGGGACUCAUUUUUGAGAGGUGUGGGGACCAAGCAAAGAAAGGGAAUCUCUGUGGCUGUUACAGAACACUUCAGUUUUUUUGUUUGUUUGUUUUUUAAUUUGACACAGAGAGAGAGAGAUCACAAGUAGGCAGAGAGGCAGGCAA